This is a messenger RNA of Verticillium alfalfae VaMs.102, 1065 nucleotides long. RefSeq names its product endosome protein. NCBI's taxonomy places the organism in Eukaryota, Fungi, Ascomycota, Sordariomycetes, Glomerellales, Plectosphaerellaceae. The coding region runs from base 1 to 1065 and encodes 354 amino acids. Gene Ontology annotation, molecular function: protein binding. The transcript is spliced from 3 exons. The record is from RefSeq and is a predicted model, not a curated record.
AUGUCGGCAACAAAUCCCUCCUCCGCCCUUAACGGCGUCGUCAUCGGUCUCCUGUCCUCUUUUGGCUCCGCCUUCCUUAUCGCCGUCAUCUUCCUCAUCGUCUACUUCUUCCGCUACACAAGUAGCGGUCGCAUCUUCCUUGACCGCAUCGGCCGCCCCGGCGAAUACGAUGACGAGCAAGCAUUCGCCCGCGAGGAGGCAGAGGCCCUCGAGUCCAUGGAGGAACUUCAGCGCACAGAAUACUUGAGAGCCAAGGCUUUCGUAACUGCUAAUCCGCCCGAGUCCCUCCAAACCGAUAUCUCGCUCUCCCAGUACCUUGCCAUUCAAGAAAAGGGUGUCUCCGCCUGGGAAUUCGAGCCCGAGCUCGAAAUUGCCAACUGCUUCGUCGAGGGCCGCACCGAGAUUGAGUUCUUCGACUCCGAAUGCACUGUGCUCAGUAACCUGCCUGUGCCUAAACAGAACGAGGUUUACUACUGGGAGGCAAAGAUCUACGACAAGCCUGAAAACACAUUGCUCAGCAUCGGCAUGGCCACGAAGCCUUACCCGCUAUUCAGGCUGCCAGGCUUCCACAAAUAUUCUGCUGCAUACACUUCGACUGGCCAGCGUCGGUACAACCAACCGUUCAACGGUACACAGUACGGUCCCCAAUACGUGCAAGGCGAUGUCAUAGGUGUUGGCUAUCGUCCUCGCACGGGCACAAUCUUCUUCACUCGCAACGGAAAGAAGCUGGAGGAUGUCGUCCAUGGUCUCAAGUCCCAGAACUUUUUCCCUGCCGUCGGAGCCAAUGGUCCCUGCGCCGUCCACGUUAACUUUGGCCAAGCCGGCUUCGUCUUCAUCGAAGCCAACGUCAAGAAGUGGGGUCUCGCACCGAUGACUGGCAGCCUGGCACCUCCGCCGCCAUAUGGAUCUGAGCAGGGCGACAUUCUCUUGGAGGCGGGACGGAAGGACGGAUACUCGGCCAGCGUUCCUCAACACUCGCAGUCAUACUCACAAUCUGUGCAAUCUACAUCUCGCGGCGGUGGUAGUCAGGUGCUCAACCCCCAGACCGGACACAGUCGCACAUGA